AUGUUAUUCACUAAAGAUCAUUAUUUAUUUAUAUUAUUAUAUAUAUAUUUCUUUUGUCUUCUAACAUUUGUGAAUUCUUGUAAUAUAUGGAAAGCAUCUGAUUGUCCACAACCACCAACUGCUGAUGAUGAAGAGAUUAUGAAAGAUGAUUUAUAUACACGUGAACAACUUUUUCAAUUUUGUGAUAAAGGAAAAAAAUAUAUUGAAUGUGUUAAUAAACAACUUCAAUGUUGUGAUUUAAACAGUGAACAUACAGGUGCUUUAGCAGCAUUUGAAGUUGGCCUUCAACAAGCUGGUUGGCGAUUAGGUAGAUAUUGUGCGGGUCUUGGUGGUGAUUCAAUAAUUCGGUAUAAAUGUAAAACGACGACAUCACCACCAGUACGAACAACUACGACAACAACUUCAACAACUUCAACUAUUCCACCAUGUGAAGUCGAAGAGGCUGGAAAAGAAUGUAAUGAUAUAUUGAAUAGUCGUUUAAGAUUUAAAAAAGAUUGGACUGUAUUAGAAAAAAUUCGAUGGUGUAAAACAGUAAGAGGAUAUAUCCGAUGUGCCGAUAAAUAUAUAACAAAUUGUUCAAUUAUUGACGUUCGCGAUGAUGUUGAGCAACUUUCAAAUUUUAUGAAACAUAUUCAGAAAGAAGCAGAUCGAGAAUGUCAAGGUGGUUUUAAAGGUUGUGACAAUGCAAUUACUGAUGUACGUUGUACACAUAGUUCAGGUGAUUAUUAUAAUGGUAAAGUAUUUGGUUCAGCAAUACAAACUUUAAUUAUUAAUUGGUACUUAUUUUUCUUUAUUGCCUUGAUAUUAUGGUGGAAUCGAUAG
Molecule: messenger RNA, 822 nt
Organism: Adineta steineri
Lineage: Eukaryota; Metazoa; Rotifera; Eurotatoria; Adinetida; Adinetidae
Source: the annotation of a GenBank genome assembly